AUGCCAAUGCUCGAUUCGGAACUGGUUUCGACUACGACCAUCCUGCCUACGACUCAGCCUGUAUCCAGUACCAACGUCGUGUGCAAUCCAUCCGAGAUAAGACAAACUAUGAGUACUAAUAAUCAGUCCUUGCCUUCUAUUGGAAAUGCAUCGGCUGAUACUAUAAACAUGGAUUUUAUCCGCAGUGGACUUUCAAUUAAAUGUAUACAGAUCAAUCUUCAACACGCUAAGGCUGCUGUUGCUCAACUUACGCAUUACGCAGUAGAACGUGAGGCUGAUCUCAUCUUUGUUCAGGAGCCUUAUAUUAAGGACGGACUUGCUGUGGGUUUCCCGCUUCAGUGGUCUAUCUUUCAAACAGGCGAUUUGGAGAAACCACCCAGGGCCAUCAUUAUCAAUUGCAACAAGGAUUGGAAACCGACUGUCGUCGCAGCUAAUAGGGACAAUGUAGCCAUUCUUCUUGAUGUACAGGAAACCUCCAUGCUUUUUAUUUCACAAUAUUCAUCUCCAUCCGAGUCCAUUCUUCCUUCAUUGACUUUUCUAUCAACUACUCUACAGCGCAUUAAAAUCCCUCUUCAGUUUAUUGUGGGUGAUUAUAACGCCCAUAAUACAACUUGGGGUUAUGCUUCAACGGAUGAAAAAGGCCAUUCUUUGGAGGAUUUUCUAUCAGCACAUCAUUUAAUUCUGCAUAACUCAAUUGAUGCCCCUCCAACCUUCGACAGAAUACAUUCACGUGGAUGGCCGGAUCUGACUAUUAGUUCCACUUCUGCGGCUUCUCUCCUCCAGAACUGGACAGUUGAAGAUGAAAUAAGUCUUAGCGACCAUCGCUAUAUUACAUUUACAAUAGCUCAGCCUACAACCAUUCAAAUUAUUCGACGCUACAAUCUGCCAGGGAAACGGAUACGUGCCUUUACUGAUCGUGUGAAAGCAUUAGUAAAUGAUCUCGAUGGUCAACUUUCUUCAGCCAAUACUCGCGCUGAUUUGGAGAAUUUCACGGUUGUUCUACAGAAGGGUCUUCAACAAAUCUGUAAUGAUCUUUUACCACAACGCCAUGCCAAAAAGCUUAAAUAA
This is a messenger RNA of Stegodyphus dumicola, 1068 nucleotides long. RefSeq lists its product as uncharacterized. NCBI's taxonomy places the organism in Eukaryota, Metazoa, Arthropoda, Arachnida, Araneae, Eresidae. The record is from RefSeq and is a predicted model, not a curated record.